AAACUUGUGGAUAAAAACGUCAAGUAAGGGGGGAAAGAUAAAAGGGAGAAGAAAAAGGGAAACUAAUAGUUGAGGAACAAUAGAGUUCUUCCUAAAGAAGGUGCACGCAACAUCAUGAUCACCUCUGCUCUUCCUUAUGUCAAUAAUGUUCCUCACCUGGGUAACAUCAUUGGUUCAACACUCAGUGCAGAUGUAUUUGCGAGAUACUGUCGUGCUCGCGGAUACAACACAGCUUACUUUUGUGGCACAGAUGAAUACGGUACAGCCACUGAAACGAAGGCAUUGGAAGAAGGCGUGUCAUGCAAAGAACUCUGUGACAAAUACAAUGCAAUUCAUACUGAAGUCUACAAGUGGUUUGAUCUUUCCUUUGAUCUCUUUGGAAGAACAACGACUGACCGUCAGACUGAAAUCGUUCAAGACAUGUUUAAGAAGAAUUAUGCAAAUGGUAAUGUUGUCAAGGAAUCUAUGACUCAAUUGUAUUGUGAACAAUGUCAUCGCUUCUUGGCUGAUCGUUACGUCGAAGGUAUCUGUCCUCUCUGUCAAUACAAUGAUGCCCGCGGUGAUCAAUGUGACGCAUGUGGAAAAUUGCUCAAUGCAACUGAGCUCGUUGAGCCUCGCUGUAAGCUUGACGGCAACCGACCUAUCUUGAAGGAAUCCAACCAUCUGUUCCUCGACUUAACCAAGCUCCAGCCUGCCAUUGAAGAAACAUUUAAGCAAUCCAGCACUGAAGGUGGAUGGUCUGCCAACGGUAUACACAUUACUGAAUCUUGGUUAAAGGAAGGAUUGAAGCCUCGAUGCAUUACCCGUGAUCUUAAAUGGGGUGUACCUGUUCCUCUUGAAGGAUACGAAGACAAAGUGUUCUAUGUCUGGUUCGAUGCACCUAUUGGCUAUCCAAGCAUUACAGCCAACUACACGGACGAAUGGGAAAAGUGGUGGAAAAACCCCGAACAGGUCAAGUUGUACCAAUUCAUGGGCAAGGACAAUGUUCCAUUCCACUCUGUCAUCUUCCCUGGUGUUCAAAUCGGUACUGGCGAGAAAUGGACCAAGGUGAAUCAUAUCAGUACUUGUGAAUAUCUCAAUUACGAAGGCGGUAAAUUCUCCAAGUCGCGUAACGUGGGUGUGUUUGGCAACAACGCCAAGGAAACGGGCAUUCCUCCUUCCGUCUGGCGUUACUAUCUUUUGUCAGUUCGACCCGAAUCCAGUGACUCCAUGUUCACAUGGAGUGAAUUCAUUACCAAGAACAACAGUGAAUUGUUGAACAACUUUGGUAACUUUGUUAACCGAGCUAUUCGUUUCAUCUUUGCCAAAUACGACGGUGUUAUUCCCAAGGCAGACUUCAAUGGCCAAUUAGAAAUAGAUUUAUUCAAGGAUGUGAAUGCUCUUUUGAAGCAGUUCGUUGAGCAAAUGGAAGCUGUCAAACUCCGAGCUGCACUCGGUACCGUCAUGGCGCUCUCUGCUCGUGGCAAUCAAUACCUUCAAGAAGCUAACUUGAGCAAUGCCUUAUUUGAUGAAAGCCGACCUAAAUGUGACGCUGUUGUUGCAUCUGCCGCUAACCUGAUUUACCUCUUAUCAGCUUUGGUUUCACCCUUUAUGCCCGCGACUUCGGACAGUAUGUGUCGUCAAUUGAAUGCACCUGCUCGUAAUAUCCCUGAUCAGUUCACUUUGGAUAUUCUUCCUGGCCAUGUUUUGGGUGGUGCAGAAUAUUUGUUUACCAGAAUUGACGAAAAGAUGGAACAAGUGUGGAAGAGCAAGUACGGCACAGGUGCUUAAAACAUAGAAGGAAAAGAAAAAGAAACUUUAUUAUACAUCAUGAAUGUGCUUUUUACAUUUUUAUAUAUAAAAAAACUCUACUUGAAUGUGGGCG
This is a messenger RNA of Rhizopus microsporus ATCC 52813, 1864 nucleotides long. Its product is annotated as methionyl-tRNA synthetase. The transcript has 4 exons. Gene Ontology annotation, biological process: methionyl-tRNA aminoacylation. The record is from RefSeq and is a predicted model, not a curated record. Bases 115 to 1770 code for a protein of 551 amino acids. Gene Ontology annotation, molecular function: methionine-tRNA ligase activity; ATP binding. Gene Ontology annotation, cellular component: cytosol; aminoacyl-tRNA synthetase multienzyme complex. Lineage: Eukaryota; Fungi; Mucoromycota; Mucoromycetes; Mucorales; Rhizopodaceae.